Molecule: messenger RNA, 627 nt
Organism: Arabis nemorensis
Lineage: Eukaryota; Viridiplantae; Streptophyta; Magnoliopsida; Brassicales; Brassicaceae
Source: the annotation of a GenBank genome assembly
AUGUCCGGUGAGUUUUGUCCGGUGAGGCCUUUGUUCGGCGGCGCAAUUUCAACUGCCUUCCCGCAAAGAUUUCAGGAUGUGAGUAAUGUCCGACAAGUUCCAGAUCAUCAGGAAGUGUUUGUGGAUCCUUCAAGAGAUGAGAGUUUGAUAUUUGAGCUUUUGGAUUUCAAGACUGAUGUUGGGGAUAAUGGUAGUGCUUCUUGGUUUCUUCAUGAUCUUGCUCGUGAACAAGAUGCUGAAGGAUUCAAGUUGAUUGAGCAAUCAGAGAUCAUUGAGGCGCCUGGACUGUCUUUUAGAAACAUCCCUGCUGUUGCGACAACUGCUAUCGGAGAGAUGGCUAUAUCCAAAGGAAAACAGGGAAGAGAAGCACAAAACCUAGUGAGGGUAUAUGUGGCAAAUCUUCGUCUUAAAGGAGUUGAUACAGAUGUUUUAGUGACUGCUUAUGAACCUAUUCACAUAAACCCGUUGAGCGAAAGUGCAGUUGCGGUGGGAUCUGGUUUAGCUGUCCCAGCUUCACAAUCUGGAAUUAUGCCAAUGAGUGAUGUCAUCAAACAAUCACUCUCUACCUUCAAAGUCAAUGACUGGAGUCUUUUCGGUUCCUCGGCUUCAGUCUAUGCUUCAUCAUGA